AUGUCUUUGAAACGUAGCGGAUUGCCCCUCGCCGACGAGGAACACGAUGAUGAACCUUUCAAGGAGCCUUGGACGCCAUUUUCAGAUGAGCUUGGAUCAGAGAUGGUUCGGGUUCUUAUAGGCAAGAACAGUCACAAGAAGGUCUUUCAUGUGCACAAAAACAUACUUUUCGAUAAAAUACCAUGUUUCAAGGAGCUUUCCAAUAACAACCGCAAAAUCGUCGAAUUUCCACAUCAUGUACCAAGUACCUUCGACGUUCUUCUUGAGUGGGUCCACACAGAUUGCUUGCGAGGUAUUGAGAUCAUUGGUGGCGAUAAACAUUUUGUUCAGUACAGAUCCUGGGAUCUCCUAUGUCUCUACCAACUUGCAGAAGAAUUACUUCUUCCAGAGCUUAUGGAUCGAGUCAUGGAACUUCACCGAAGGCUUGAUGCUAUAUACUGUGUUAGUUACGAUCCUACUGGUCUUAAGAGAAUUUACGAAAGGACUGCUAAAACCUCAAAAUUCAGACAGUAUUGUGCAGAAAAGGUUGCAUAUGUAGUCCGCAAUAAAGCAGAGAAGGAUAUUCCAACGCCUGAAUUGUUGUCUGCCAUGGAUAACAAAGAUCUUGCCGGUGAUUAUUUAAGUAUAAGUCGGAGGGUGACUAUCGAAGAUCCAAGCAAAGGCUCGGGCUGUCGGUUCCAUAUGCAUGAUAAAAGUGAGAAGUGCUUGGCAAAAGAUCGUCGUGGGGAAGUAAAGGUCACUAUUUUGUCGCAUGAACAGAUAAAAAAAAGAAGAAUACCACCAGCAAAGAAACCGAGGCUCUCCAAAAGCCCUCAAGAGUCUUGA
Molecule: messenger RNA, 825 nt
Organism: Botrytis deweyae
Lineage: Eukaryota; Fungi; Ascomycota; Leotiomycetes; Helotiales; Sclerotiniaceae
Exons: 2
Coding region: 1-825 (274 amino acids)
Molecular function (GO): protein binding
Source: RefSeq, a predicted model, not a curated record